Messenger RNA from Glycine soja, 787 nucleotides. Its product is annotated as 17.9 kDa class II heat shock protein. Lineage: Eukaryota; Viridiplantae; Streptophyta; Magnoliopsida; Fabales; Fabaceae. The transcript has a single exon. The record is from RefSeq and is a predicted model, not a curated record. Gene Ontology annotation, biological process: protein folding; response to hydrogen peroxide; response to heat. Bases 85 to 564 code for a protein of 159 amino acids.
CCCUUUUUCGACUACACAGAAACAUUCGCAAAAACAAAAUCCCAGUAUCAAAAUUCUUCUCUUUUUUUCAUAUUUCGCAAAGACAUGGAUUUCAGAGUGAUGGGUUUGGAGUCUCCACUGUUCCACACGCUGCAACACAUGAUGGACAUGUCAGAGGACGGUGCAGGAGACAACAAGACACACAAUGCUCCAACAUGGUCAUACGUUCGAGACGCGAAAGCAAUGGCUGCAACACCUGCGGAUGUGAAGGAGUAUCCGAAUUCUUACGUGUUCGAGAUCGACAUGCCGGGUUUGAAAUCUGGGGACAUAAAGGUUCAAGUUGAAGACGACAACCUGCUUCUGAUAUGUGGGGAACGAAAGAGGGACGAAGAGAAAGAAGGGGCGAAGUAUUUGAGAAUGGAGAGAAGGGUUGGGAAGUUAAUGCGCAAGUUUGUGCUGCCUGAGAAUGCCAACACUGAUGCAAUCUCUGCUGUGUGCCAAGAUGGUGUGCUUAGUGUAACCGUGCAGAAAUUGCCUCCACCUGAGCCUAAGAAACCUAGGACUAUUCAGGUUAAGGUUGCUUGAACAACUUGUGGAACGAAGUUUAAUAAAUGAUUGUUUUCCCUUUCUGGCAGAAGCAGGGCAAGAAGUAAUGUUGUUUGAAGGAUAAGAUGGAUCUUAUCUUUUAGUUGUUUCAAGGUUUUUCUGUUCUUAUUGCAAUGGUUCUAUGGUGUUUUCAGUUUGUGAUGUUGUAAUCAGAUGAUGCUAUUGCUAUAUCAGUUGUUCAGCAUUUCUUGAUCUUAGUUAA